UCUAAAUUUCCUAGUUACUCGAGAUAUAGAGGACUACGCAGGACAGGAAGCACUGAAGGAAGCAGAAGCACUGACCAACGUUUGACAAAAUCAUCCAAUGGCCCUACCAUCAAGUUAUCGGCAGCCCAACAUUCUCCCCAAUUUGGGGCAAUCCUUGGGCAGUCCCACUCAUCCCUAUGGUUCCCCUGCAGGAAGCCUGAGUUUCAACAUUCUCAAAGACUUUAAAAUCAAACUUAUCUAUCAAUACUUGCAGAAGGAUAUUGGCUCCAGCCCCUUCUCUCCAUCCAGCCAUGCAGCUUUUGCCCCACAGAAGUUGACCUCUCGGAAUAGUGGAGGUGUGCCAAAACCUCCUAAGCCUCCAGAGAAGCCUCUGAUGCCUUACAUGCGGUACAGCCGGAAGGUUUGGGACCAGGUCAAGUCAGCCAAUCCAGACAUGAAGUUGUGGGAGAUCGGGAAGAUCAUAGGGCAGAUGUGGCGGGAUCUAGAUGAGUCCCACAAGCAGGUCUUUGUGGAUGAAUAUGAGUCUGAGAAGGUGGAAUAUGAGAAAGCUCUGCGAGUUUACCACAGCUCCCCUGCCUACCAGACCUUCAUUGCAGCUAAGGCCAAGGGGAAACUGGCACCCCCAGUGGAAGAGAAGGAGCCAGUGGAGAAACAGUCUGCCAUGAGCAAAGCCAUCGACCGCCGCAUCGACAUCCAGCCGGCAGAGGAUGAAGAAGACCAGGAUGAUGGGUUUUCUGUGAAACAUCUGGCAAAGGCACGGUACAUGCGGAACCAUCGCCUCAUCAACGAGAUCUUCUCGGAAGUGAUGGUCCCAGAUGUGCGGUCAGUGGUCACCACAGCUCGAAUGCAGGUCCUCAAGAAACAGGUCCAGUCCCUCACCAUGCACCAGAUCUGCAAUCGCACCAUUGAUGAUGACAUGUUCCAAAACAUGGUGGAGAAGCAGUAUGAAAUGCUCAAGCAGGGAAUAGAGGAGAAGAAGAAAGCAGCAGCAACAGCAGCUGCUGCUCAGCCUACUGCUACAGCUGUUGAAGUCACAUCAGAGGAAGGAGACAAAUUAGAGCCUACCAAGGUUGAUGAUGAACCCAUGGAGACUUCUGAAGCUGAUGAGACUGUUGAGCCAAAACAACCAGAACCAACUCAGGUCAUGGAUGCAACAGAGAUCGAACCUGAAAAGCAGGAAGAGGAGCCAGAUAAGACAGAGGAGCCAGCAGGGGACGCUGUCACUCAGAGUACAGAAGAUUCUUUCACGGAAGGAAUGAAUGGCCCAACACAGCCUGAUGAGGAACAGCAAGAACAGCAGCUGCAGGAGCAGGAUGAGGAGCAAAACCAGGACCAGGAACAGGAUCCAGAUCGAGACCCAGAUCCGGAUCAGGAUUCAACCGACCAGAUGGAUACAGCAUAUCUGCAGCCACCUGCUGCUGGUGGAGAUUCCCAAGAAGAGUACUCGCUCCCGCCGCAGCAGCCUUUCCCCUUCCCAGGUCGACAGGAACCGCAGCCUCGCCUUCCGUACCAGCAACCCUAUCCACAGCAGCCUGGAUCGUACUAUCAGGGCUAUCCUCAGCACCAGGGCUAUCCCCCGCAGCAGCAGCAGCAGUACCAUGCUGGGUUUCAACAGGGGUAUCCAAGUCAGGGCUGGCAGGGUCACCCAAGCCAGGGAAAGCCCUACAAUGUCCCAUCCACCCCUGGCCAGCAGAUCACUACUUCCAACACAUUUGUUCCUCCAAAAAUGGAUGAAGUGCCCCCCCAGGCAUCUACUCCAUCCCAGUCUUCUGAGGCUGCCCCUCCUGUCACUCAGGAACCACCUCAGCCACAGCAGCAGCUGCCACCACCACCUCCUUCAUCUUCAUCAGAAGGGCAGCCUGUUCCUCCAACAAAAGACCUUACCCCAAUGUAACAAAACAAAGUGUAUGAUGCCAAG
Molecule: messenger RNA, 1918 nt
Organism: Darwinula stevensoni
Lineage: Eukaryota; Metazoa; Arthropoda; Ostracoda; Podocopida; Darwinulidae
Source: the annotation of a GenBank genome assembly